This is a messenger RNA of Odocoileus virginianus texanus, 5033 nucleotides long. The record is from RefSeq and is a predicted model, not a curated record. NCBI's taxonomy places the organism in Eukaryota, Metazoa, Chordata, Mammalia, Artiodactyla, Cervidae.
AGUUGAGCCGACACACAAUAACAUAGUUAAUUCACCAACGGAAUUUGUUGCCAUAGCUCCAGGGAGGGACAGGGUGGAGGAAACAAUGGCCUUUUUCACCACAACCUGCCUGUCCCCACACAACAGGCCAUCACUGAGCCAGCGCAGAGCACAGCAAUUGUCAGUGAACAACAGCCCUGAGAGGACAACAGGAAGCUGGUGGUAAAUAAAGGAAGAGCGCCUGGCAACUGGAUCUCCGCUAAUUCAAGCUCUGGGACACGACUACCUCCUCCAGCUUAUCUUUAAGCUUAACCUUUGGUUAACUGUUUCCGUGAAUCCACAGAAAGAAAAUGAAAGGACCCUAAAACAGAACAGAAGCAGACCAGGAGGAGACAUGGUGGGUCACCAGGCUGGCACCAUGGAAGAGGAUACCAGGAAUAAUUGCACUCCCCAAAUGGGACGCAAGACCCUGACUGCACCUGCCCCAUUUGCAGAUGAAACCAGUUGUCAGUGCCAAGCACCCCAUGAGAAACUGACCAUUGCUCAAGCCCGCUUAGGGACACCAGUUGACAGGCCCGUGAGAGUAUAUGCCGAUGGAAUAUUUGACCUCUUCCACUCAGGUCAUGCAAGGGCACUUAUGCAAGCGAAAACACUGUUUCCCAACAGCUACUUGUUGGUAGGAGUUUGCAGCGACGACCUCACUCACAAAUUCAAGGGUUUCACCGUGAUGAAUGAAGCGGAGAGAUACGAAGCUCUGAGACACUGUCGCUAUGUGGAUGAAGUCAUUAGAGAUGCUCCGUGGACACUCACCCCAGAGUUUCUGGAAAAACACAAGAUUGACUUUGUGGCCCACGAUGACAUUCCGUACUCUUCUGCUGGCUCUGAUGAUGUUUACAAGCAUAUAAAGGAAGCAGGGAUGUUUGUUCCAACACAGAGAACAGAAGGCAUCUCAACGUCAGACAUCAUCACCAGGAUUGUCCGUGACUAUGAUGUUUAUGCCCGACGCAACCUCCAGAGAGGGUACACAGCAAAGGAACUGAAUGUCAGCUUUAUCAAUGAGAAGAAGUACCGCUUCCAAAACCAGGUAGACAAGAUGAAAGAGAAGGUCAAAAACGUGGAAGAAAGAUCAAAGGAAUUUGUGAACAGAGUGGAAGAAAAGAGUCAUGAUCUAAUUCAGAAGUGGGAGGAGAAAUCGAGGGAAUUCAUUGGCAACUUCCUAGAACUGUUUGGGCCUGAUGGAGCAUGGAAGCAGAUGUUCCAGGAGAGGAGCAGCCGGAUGCUGCACGCCUUGUCCCCGAAGCAGAGCCCUGUGAGCAGCCCCACCAGGAGCCGGUCCCCUUCCCGCUCCCCGUCGCCCACCUUCUCGUGGCUCCCGCACAAACCCUCACCCCCCUCCUCACCUAAAGCCGCCUCAGCCUCCAUGAGCAGCAUGAGUGAGGGGGAUGAGGAUGAGAAGUAAAGUCUGCUGGCUGACAACCAGAGCCCCCGCCACACGAGAGCCCCCACCACAUGGGGCAGGGGGGGUGCAGGGCGGGGGCAUGGGGGAUGCCCUGGGGCAGGGGGGAGGGCAACAGUCGCUGGCGCUGCAGCUCAGCCCAUGACAUAGCUCCCCUCGGGACCAGCUCCCCCUCAGUCUCCACUUUGCCCCAAACCCAGGCUCUGCAUGGAGGUUUCCAGGCGGGCAACCUAUACAGACCUUCUUAGCAUCAUCUAGAACCACCCUUCUUUAACCUUGCUAAGGAAAGAGGCAGAGCACCCCUGGGAGACUCGCACUGAGUGGGGUGUCUUCUGCUUUGGUCCUUACUUCCACCCCCACCAGGUAUAUCACCCAUGGAAGCAGCUGUACCCGAAGUCUGCUCCUUUCAGCUCCUAAGGGCCGUGCACGUUGCCUCCUACCGCCCAAGCGCUGCCAGAAUAAAGUUAUUUCCAGUAGAGGUGGCACAGUGCUUCUGAAAUAGUCGAGCUACAGACAAACGCCAGCCUUCUCAGUUUAGCCACUGAGACCAGAGGUUGCAACGCAUCAGUCCUUUGCAGUUCUAGGAACGUGGCGUCUAGACCAAGCCUUGCUUUAGGCCAGAUAUAUCCCAGGUCACCUAGUGUGAACCUCAACUUCUCAUGCCAAGGACAGUUCUUUCCAGGAGAAUGCCCCCUAAGGCCUAGUGUCUUCUCCUGGCUGUACUCUUUCAUCAUUGGUUUGACUUCCUUGUUCUCUAUAAAUUACCUUAGACUGUGGGAAAUGCAAGAGAACAUCCUAUAGACAUAUACACACAAGGAGCUGCUCUGCUUUGGCUCUGAGUUUAGCAGAUGGUUGCUGUUUCCUGAAGCUUCUCCUUCAAGGAUGCUGUCAUGGAAUGGCUUUCCCCAUUUCUGACCAGUGAAUAGUUCUGCAGACCUCAAGCAGCAGUUUGAUGUCCCAAGCCACAAAGUAUACCAAUAGGGGGUGCUACCUGCACAUAUCUCUGUUCUAUGUAUGCUUCCAAGAUGCCAUCCAGGGUGUGUACCAUAUGCAACAAGUCAGUGGUGGCAGCAUUUUAUACUGUCCCCCUCUCCAGCUCCCACCCUAAUACCCCACUGAAAUCCUCAGUCUUCAGAACUACCUGGUUCCCUUGGAACUUGGGCACCUGGUCAAAAGCUCAUCCUGCAUUCCUGCAGAAAUGUCUUGUCCCAGCCAAGAAAUCGGCGGGUGGUGCUCAUGGCCUCCCAUCAUCGUUGCAGGUGGAGGAAGGCUCUGAGAGUUUCACUGAGCACAGUGAGAGCCUCAGCCUCUGAACAGGCCAGGCAGUCCUGUAAUUACUCCCAGCCUUAGGCUUCAAGUGGGUUGAAGACGCUAAGCCUUCCCACCGAGGUGUCUGAUGUUGCUAUCUGCUAAGCACAGGUAGACGCGAGCAGGUAGAGGCGAGGGGUGGGAGCAGACGCCUGGGUAGAAGCGGCAUCGUCUGGCUGUGCCAUUGGAGCCAGGGGCCCAGAACAGUGACACGGGCAGCGCCCAGCAUCCCUCAGGACAGGAACACUCCCUUUCAGAGGCCUUGGGGAUUAGCCCUCUGGGAGACACAUGGGGCAACCAAGGAAGGAAGGUGGCGUGUCUUUCCCCUUGCACUGGGGUUGAACUACCUCCCUGCCCACCUGGAGAUGGUAGGGUUUGUUGGGAAGCAGAGCCACGAGCUCAGCUGGCUUGGGCACUCCCUUGUUCCUGGCAGUUUUUCCAGAACUCUUGUCGAGCAUUCAUGUGGGACAGAGAGCUGGUGGGAAGAUGGCACGUGAGAAGAAAAUUUCUUGCUGCCAUCAAGGCCCAGAGGAUGGCCCCGUGCUUCCACUGUGCCGUGUGAUCUCUCUCCCACUGUGUUCCCUGGGCACACUGGCCGCGUAUGCCCCCGUCUCCCAAGCACUGACAGGAGGCAGCGGCCAGCUGCACAAGGCAGUGGGAACAAGGGAAGAGAAAAGGAGAACAAGGUGCCUGGAGGAAGGAGAGAAGCUUCAAGAAAAUCUGCAUGCUUGACUCAUGUGAGGGCCUCCCUCUGUAGGAGAAACUCUUGGGAAUGCCUUUUCUGGUUCUAGGCUCCGGCCCAGAGCAGAUAAACCCAUGUUUACCUGAUUCGUGCUCCGGAGCAAACAGCUUGGCAUUCACGUACCAGGCGGCCUCUGACUUUGCAGGCCUUACACACCACACUGACGCGUGCCACCGCCAUGACUCAUUCAGCGCCAGGGACAGGCCAUCAAACCCACAAGCGGGCUCCAAGUCUCACCCCAGGCCCACUUCUGAGCAUUAACAAUACCUCCCCUCCCACGGCUGCAAGAUUAAUGAGAAGGGAUGGGGGAGUCUGCAACCCAAUCUUUGUUGCAUCCUGGCCACCAGCUUCUCCCUGCCCCUCCUCCCCUGCCUGGGAGGAGAUGCGGUGGCUGGCAGGCCACAGUCAUGGCCCCAAGGGAGUCAAGGCUGGCAUGGGAGCAGUACCAAGUGUGACUCAAGCUCAACAGGUAAGCAGAAAUGCCAGAAAGCAAGGAAAUGUUCUUUUUCCCUAGAUAGGGAAGGAAGCUUCAGACUGAGGGCUGAAGGACAGCAAUUUAGGUUGUGGAAGAAGGCAGGAUAGGUGAAGAAGGGCAAGCGUGGGAGCGCAGUGCCUGUCCGCUCCCUUACAGGGGUCGCUCACUCCCUAACAGGUGAAGAAGGCAGGCUUCCUUUCACUGACAGCCAAGGUUAGUGGGUACCCAUGCAGGUUGUGGGUUCCCCCUGCCCAGCUUUCCCAUUUCAGCCCUUCUCCAUCAGCUGUCACAUCUUCCUCCUGGGGACCCCAAAAUCCAAUGUUCACCAGCUAAAAACCCAGGGCAGUUGUAAUGUCAGAGUCACACUGAAUGGCCCGUUUCUGGCAAGCCAGCUCCCAUGGGCCAGGACUUGGCAAAGGCGAAGGAAACCAACCUUAAGAGGAGUGAUCCCGAGACCCAAGUCCGCCUUCUGACCUGCUCUGCGGGGAAGACACACAGCUGCAGGACGGCCUGAGGUUGGAGUUACUGAGAGGCCAUCCUUGGCGGGAGGGACGGGAAGAGCGUGGAUUCCUCCUCUCCAUCUUGGGACUUAUCAGCCAGGCACGCCCCGGGGAGAGAGACGCAAGAUGGCAAUAUAGACUCAGCUGAAUCCAAUGAGCCCGAAGGGAACAGAGAUGUCCCUGUUCCCCAGGCAUCCGGUCAGCACUAGUCUUGGCCAUCAGAUUUUUCUUCUUUUAACAAAAGAGCUCAUGAGGCAUUCUGCAACUUCUACUUCUCUCUAGACUUGAGUUUUUUUGUUGUGUCACUGCGAUGUGUCCCGGGACAAAGCCAUAAGAAGAGCAUACAUACUUCAGACUAUGCUGUACAUAAAAGACAAGACGACGACUCGUCUGGGUUAAAGCACGACCUUACGCCCAAGCGUUUGCUCUGGUGCUGAAUCAUGCGAACUUCUGGAAUCAGCCCCCACCCCCUCCCACCCCUGCACCUCCCUCUCCGCGCUCCAAACCCACUCCUGCUUCCCAACAGGACAUGGCAUUCUCAACUUGUUUAUAAAUAAAGGGAUGCAGAAUUGC